AACAUUCGAUUUCUGGCGAACAAAUACUGGUGGAAAUUCUGGAUUUAUACUAUGAGUGAAUCAAGCGAGGCGUUGAAGGCAGCCAAGAUACAGCGUCGAUCCGCAAAGGCUGCGUUGACAAGACUGGGAAAAGCGCUGAAUCAUCUGUGCGAGAACGAAAGACCAGCUGAAGAGGUAAGCGAUUAUCUCAUUAAAGUAAAACAAGCCUUUGAUAACGUGGUUUCAAAACACGACCUAUAUGCAAAUUUAAUUGACCAAGAUGAACAGUUUGAACAGGAAGAACAGUGGUUAGAUGAAUGA
Molecule: messenger RNA, 300 nt
Organism: Paramuricea clavata
Lineage: Eukaryota; Metazoa; Cnidaria; Anthozoa; Malacalcyonacea; Plexauridae
Source: the annotation of a GenBank genome assembly